Oryctolagus cuniculus (rabbit) is the source of this 6385-nucleotide messenger RNA. RefSeq names its product transcription factor 23 (gene TCF23). Gene Ontology annotation, molecular function: protein dimerization activity; RNA polymerase II transcription regulatory region sequence-specific DNA binding; DNA-binding transcription factor activity, RNA polymerase II-specific. NCBI's taxonomy places the organism in Eukaryota, Metazoa, Chordata, Mammalia, Lagomorpha, Leporidae. Gene Ontology annotation, biological process: regulation of transcription by RNA polymerase II; developmental process. The record is from RefSeq and is a predicted model, not a curated record.
CGUGGCUCUGCAGCUCGGCUGGCGACUUUUGCAGAAUGGACUUUGGAGAGACAGGCCUCUUUGGAGUCGGAGAACACCUGGGCUUUCGGGAGGCCGCAGCCUGCUUUGGUGCCUGCGGCGGAGGCCCUGGACGGCGGGUGGAGUUUGGGAUCUGAAGACCCCAAAGGAUGGGGAGUUGGACCCAGGGAACCAACCAUGUGAUUACAGAUGUGAAACUGAGCUGUCGCCCACACUCCAGGGAGGAGAGAGAGGCCUGAGAUUGUGUUCACUCGCCAAUGGCCGACAAUUUAAUGCACCACGCCUAUGGAAUGAAAUCUCCCAAAAACACCCAAAGAGUGGGGUUCAGUGAGCUUCUGGUGUUGCACUGGAGACUGGACUUCCAACACGUGAAGACUUCCAACACUGGAGACACUCAGACCACAGCAGCAAUUGUACCUGGCCUCUCACUUUCCAGAGUUAGAAAUGCGCCCUUGACCAUGCCAACUAAAACACCACAGCCUGAGCAGGGCUCUGGAGGCCGCUACGGAAGACAAGUCUGGGAGAGCAGCGCCUUCCCCCAAAGCCUCCGACACUGCCCUGCAGUGCCUGUGGCUCCAGCUGAAGCAACCGCCGCAGCUCUCGUCUGCCAGGCCGUCCGUCCGUGCCUACACUGCAAGGGGCUCUUGUCUUCUCCCAUCUGGGCCGAGCCCGCCCGUCCAGAAUGGCCAAGAGGCCCUCCUCUUCCCGGGCUGCCUUCUCUUCCGGAGCCAGCAGGGUCUGCCAGAGGUGUUCUUCGUGCUUCCUCCCCAGCUGAGGGAUCUUGGUGCGUGCGCCGCAUGCCGGCUCCUGGAGGUGCUCAGACCCAUGUCAGUCCCAGCCCUGGCCACCUGGGCCUGGCGGGCCCUCCCCAGGAGCUCCUGGGGCUGUGCUGACACCGCCUCCAGGUCGUAGUCCCUCCUCCCCCUUUUCCCCUUUCUCUCUGGCUGGCUCGGGGACUCUCUCACUGUGAACACCUGCGUUUGUGUUUUCUCUUUAAUUCUUCUGUCUGUCCUGGAGCUCAAGACCGGGGGACAAGGGACGUGGAAGAUGGAUUGUGCUGUAAGCACAGGCUGUGAUUUGAGGGCAGGCAGGGGCUGUUGUGGCCCAGUGGUUACGCAUUCUGCCUCCCUCCUGACUCGCUGUGUGGAGGAGGCCGUGCAAACGUCGCGGUCCCUUGCCUUCAAAGACCCCGUGGGGACAGACGUGUGGCACACUCUCCUAGGAUGGGGGAGCCUCCCGUCCCGCUGCCUGUCUGGGUUCUCAUCCCUCCCCAUCACUUCCCAAGGUUUGACACUGGGUAAGCUGUCUCACGUCUGGAUACGUGCCCCCCUCUAACUCAACUCUCUCAUAAGCUCACCCUGAGAAAGAAGCAAGACAACGCACAGGAAGUGUUUAGCACAGUGCCUGGCACACAGUGCUCUAGGGGCACAGAGCUGGGCAGAAACCAGCCGAGCUGCAGUGCCACCAAUCCAACUGGGACACGGGGGCUGGGGGUGGGUCUGUGGGGUUUGACCAAGGCCUCGUGAGUGAAGGGCAUAAUCUGACGGCACAGCCCUGGCAGGGCUGGGGCAGCUGUUCAAGGGCAGGGGAGGGUAAAGGAAAAGCCCUGGGUUGGACAUGGGACACACAUCCAGGGGAUGGGGAGAAGCUUCCUGUGGCGUUGAAGGUCAUGUUCAUUGGCAAGGAAGGAGAGGCCUUUCGGGGAUGUGUGCACAGGGCCCCUCCACGGACCUGGGCCCCAAAACUGAAGCCCUAGGCCCACUGCGGACCACUGUUGGGUCCAGCACAGCCCAGGAGGGUGCUCCCUUCCCACCCGCCCUCUGGCCUUCCUCAGCAUGGCCCUCGGCCCAGGGCUGGCCACUCCCAGCAUGCGGCGCCCCCACCACUGCUCUGGGUUGGGAGGUGGGCGGAGGCUUUUUGCGGGGGCUGUGCCUGGUGGGCAGUUUUCCCAGAGCAAGGACUGAGCAGGACGGAGUUGGCGCUGGCUUCCUCGGAUGUAGACAUUGCCGGCUGCAUGGCUGGCUGCCGCCCCAGCUAGUGCUCCCCCGGGCACUGUGGUCUUGCUCGGUGGGCUGCAGCCUGCAUAGCCUGGGGGGUGGCAUGUCACAGAGGGAGGCCAGAGAGGCACCAGCCACGCCAGGCGCAGGGCAUGGCCGGGCUAAGGCCAGAGCGCGGGGGCUGCCAGGCACCGCCGAGAAGAGGAGGAGCCGCCUCUGCAGGACAAGGCAGGACCCAUGGGAAGAGACCAACUGGAACACCCAAAGCUGGGGCUGGGCCGCCCCCAACCCUCGAGGUGCCAGGGCAGGGGGCCGGGCUCGAGGCAGGAGCGAGGCGAGCCCCGAGAACGCGGCACGGGAGCGGAGCCGGGUGAGGACCCUGCGCCAGGCCUUCCUGGCCCUGCAGGCUGCUCUGCCUGCCGUGCCUCCCGACACCAAGCUCUCCAAGUUGGAUGUGCUGGUGCUGGCCACCAGCUACAUCGCCCACCUCACGCGCACGCUGGGGCACGAGCUGCCCGGCCCCGCCUGGCCGCCGUUCCUGCGCGGACUCCGCUACUUGCACCCUCUCAAGAAGUGGCCCAUGCGCUCACGUCUCUAUGCUGGAGGCCUGGGGUGUUCCGGCCUGGACGCCACCCCAGCCGCCACCUGCAGCCCCAGGAUGAAGGAUGUGCAAGUGCGGUCCCAAGACUCUGAAGAGGCAGAGGUUGGCCUUUCCACCAAGCCACUCCCGCCAGCUCUUGGUGACAAAUGAGCGUCACACUUGCUUUGCUCUCCGGGACGGCGACUCUCACGGAGGGACCUGGAUUUCCCACCAGACCCUCCCUGUCUUCACUGGGACCUCAGCCGUCGGAUCUGACUCAACCUCAGCUCCCAAGUCGCAGCGGCAGGUGCAGCGGGCACUGCCACGGUGGGGAGUUCCCAGGGAGCACAGGAUGGAGACCCCCGCCCUCGACACCGGGAAGGGACUUCCCAAUGGCUCUUCUGUGGCAGCUUCAGGGCAGUGAGGCACGAAGGCAUCUGAGUGGGCUCGCAGCUGGGUACCAACAUCAUCCCUCGCUCUCCUGGCCUCCAGCUCCUACAGACCUGCACAGACAAGAAGACAGGAACAGAAGGAGGGGCUGGUCUGGCAGCAGCCCCAGGUGCUCCUGGGAAAGCCUGAGGGCCUCAGAGGUUCUUGGCCGCUGCAAGUGUGAAGAACCCUGGGCUGGGGUCGUGAAGCCUAAGAAGAGAAUGUACUUUCUCCCGGUCCCUCCAGACGCUUGCGUCCCACGGGUGAGGAGUGGGAGCUCAGGAGAGCCGUGUCUGGGCCGGCACAGCAUUGCCCGCUCUCUGGCCCCGCCCCCUCCCUCCCUUCUGCACUUGGGUUUGUCUGGGGUUAGGCCAUAAAGCUCGCGCUAUUGCCUUCUGGUCCCCAGGGGCGCUUGUGGAUCGGCCCAGCCACCUACACAGAGGUUCUUCUCCCAGAGGCAGCUCAUCUGUAACUGACCCAAGCAAUGUCAGGCCUGGCCCAGGAAGGAUCCUGGGAGGCUCCAUGACGCCCUCAUGAAGGGCCUUGAACGUAGAAGGCGAGUCUUUUCCAGGGGAUGAUGGUCACAGUCUUCUCUUCCCAUUGCAUUAGGACCCAACCUCAAGGCCAGGGCCAGGCAGGCUCCUUGAAGGUGGCUGCCUGUGCUUCGCUGACUGUGGAGUCACUUUGACCACCCAUGUACAGAGCAGCUCCCUGGGGCCAGCUCCUCCUGAGGGCAUCGCCACCCUGGGUCCUGCCAGGGGUGCCAGCAAUGAGAUGGAGCCUUAAGGGUUUUCUCUCUUCCCUGAACAAUAAUACGAGAACUAAUCAUAGUCUACACACACUGGGGUGAACUCAAACUGGCCUUGAGCUCCAGGCCCGGAAGGAACCGCCUUUUCCUUCAAUUUCAGCGCCUGGAGUCCCCACCUGGCCACCCUCAGAUACAAACCCUCAUCAGUCGUGAGUGUGAGCGAGGGUGGGGGCUGGCCAGGGUGACUCAGCAGCGAGCUGGGUCGGGGGUAGAACAGGAGACACGGCACGUCCCGGCCCCGCGCUGCACGGGACGUGGGAGAGCAGCUGGACCGUGGCGGGCAGCCAUGCGGAGCAGGCUUCAGCCAAGGCCGAACUCGUAAAUCUGCCGGGAGCCGUCGGCGGAGCACUGCUGGCGAGCUUGUGCAGAGCCGCUCCGGGCCGCUACUCGGGGCCAGGCAGGGGCAGAGACCAGGUGUGGGAGGGCACAAGCACAGUGCUCUCCACAAGACCAUAAAAGUCCAGCGCGAGCGUUCUAUUUUUAAAGCCGAGUCGCGCGUCCUCGGGUGGAGCUCGAGGGUGGCCGGAAGAGGAGCCGAGCGAGAGUCCCUCCCCGGAUGGCAGCAAAGCUGACUUCGGCAGGGUUGUGCUGCGGGUUCCCGACGACUGAGCUUGCCCUGCCCCACCCUGGCCGGACUCAAGCCCUUGCCCGGUAACCUCGGGGUCCUGGGGUGAGGAGUUGGCCACGUGACCCUGGUGGGGAAGACCAGGAAGGCAGGCAAGGGAUGAAGCUGUGGGGGCAAAGGCAGAGCCAAGCCAGGCACUGUGCUUUCCUUAUACCCAGGACAGUCCCGUGGGAUACUGAGACUGUCUCCCUCAGCUGGACAGCACCCAGCAGUCAGGCCAGGGAGCGGAGGGGCUGGCAGGGGACAGGGCUAGCCGAGGGAAGGCUCAGGGGAUGCGUGGGAACAGCCAGGGGAGGGAUGGGGCCUCUCCCUCUCUGACAGGUCAGUCCUGACCUUGGGGCUGGAGACUUGGACCCAGGAGCAGACCAGAACCAGGAGCAGCAGAGGAAGAAGAUGGCUGGGAGGUACGGGGGUGGCUGAGAGCCAUCGGGAGCAGGGAGGAGGCAGAGUUUCAGGCCCGAGGGCGUGUGGGUGAGAAGUCCCACAAGGCACCAGGAGCAGGGAGGUGAACACAGGACGUGGGCUGGCUCAGGAGGCGGGGCGAGGCUGCUCCACCCUCACGCGCCCCUGCCGCCGCCCCACGUGCCCAGGACUCAGGGUGGGGAUGGGGAGGAAGAUUCCCUGCUGCCGCCUCCAGCGCCGGAAGUGCCUGUGCUUGCCUUUCCCCCCCCCUGUUUUAAAGAUUUAUUUAUUAUUUACUUGAAAGUCAGAGUUCCAGAGAGAGAGAGAAAGGGAGAGACAGAGAAAGAGAGGGAUAGCUUCCAUCCACUGGUUCACUCCCCAGAUGGCCGCAACAGCCAGGGCCGGGCCAGGCCAAAGCUAGGUCUCCCAUGUGGGUGGUAGGGGCUCAAACACUUGGCCCAUCUUCUGCUGCUUUCCCAAGUACAUUAGCAGGGAGUGGAAUUGGAAGUGGAAUAGCUGGGACUUGAACCGGCACCCACAUGGGAUGCCAGCAUCAGGCGGCAGCUUUACCCGCUACACCACAGCACCGGCCCCGUGCCUGUGCUUUCCAAUAGCAGCAAGAGGCCAGAGCGGAGGCUGAGAAGGAGCUGUGGGAGAAGCAGGGCUGGCGGAGGGACGUCUAAGUCCAGCGCCCUCGGUAUCCGUCCAAGGGUUCCACAUCCGCAGGUUCCACCAACCACAGACGGAAAACAUGAGGAAAAGCCAUACAUACAGACAUUUUUCUUGUUGCUAUCCCCUAAAUAAUGCAGUGUAACAACUAUGUGCACAGUGUUUACCUGGUAUUAGGUCUUGUACAUACUCUAAAGGCUACACAAAGAUUGCGUAGUUGACGUGCUAAUACUACAGCAUUUUACAGAGAAACUCGUGAGCUCCCGCGGGGUUCAGCAUGGGCAGGGACCCCGAGAGUGAGCCCUUGAGGAUACCAAGGGGCACAAUCAUGGUGGAGGCUGUGGAUGUUAGCAACUGGGGAGCUAAAGACAUGAAGACGGAGAAGUUCUGGGAGCGCCUAGCCUGGCUAGGACUCGGAUGGCACUGCUCUCUCCCUUCUGUGGCACGAGCCCUAAGCCCAGGACCCCAGCAAGCUUGUCCCUUGUUAAGCUUUAUUUGACUUUAUUUGCAAGGCAGAGUGACAGAGAGAUCUUCCACACGCUGGUUCUUACCCCAGCUGCCGGGACAGGUGCAGGCACUCCAUCCAGGUCUCCCACGUAUGUGUGGGGCCCAAGCACUUGGGCCAUCUUCUGCUGCUUUCCCAAGUGCAUAGCAGGGAGCUGGAUCAGAAGUGGAUCAGCUGGGACUUGAACUGGUGCUCGGACGUGGGAUGCUGGCACCUCUGCUUCACAAUACUGGCUGUGCCUGGCCCCAGCAAACUUCUGUUCUGGAUCCACGAGAGGGGAGCUAGGGCCACUGAGCCAAAUGCAGCCCUUCCUUCCUAAUUUUGUAAAUAAAGUCACUGGGAAGCAGCCACA